UUCUAAUACAAGGAGAACCAAUUGCCUUAAGUAUGACAGAAUGAAACUUGCCACAGUUAGGAAAACUAAUAGCCCUAACUCUGAAGUCUUUGACUUGUUUGUGUCAUAUGAAAAGGACAAAACUUGCAAUGAAUUAGGACUAGAUUUUAAGGAAAUUUUCACCCUUCCUAAGAACAUGCACCACCAGAAUACAGCAUUUGCUGGGACCGGGAUCCAGAUUGAAUGUGACUUUCUGAUAAAUUUCGAAUCAUUUUUAACUGUAACAAGAGAAAUUCCAGAAUUUGAUUCAUUAGCUGAGAUAACCCGAUCACUUGAUCAAGAUGAAAUUUUUCCUGACACUCCUCAGGAGUUAUAGCUGAAAUUAGUGCUAAUUCAUUCUAAUCUCAAGCAAGAAGUUUUUUAUUUUGAUGUUAUUGAGGAACUAAUCAGGACAGAAACAGUAUUGACUAGCCUAAAUAAAUUUAAAGAUAGACAUCUCGCUGUACUCGUGAAUCCAAUCUCGGGGAAACAAAGAGGGAGGAGAUAUUAUAGGGAUAUUCUUGCUCCCACUCUCAACAUAACAGGAAUCAAGCAUAACCACUUUGAAACAGACUCUGAGACAUACAUUGAGACAUGGGUUGAUCAGUUUAGCAACAAACCAUUCCCAUACACUGAUAUUAUUUUAAUCGGAGGAGAUGGGCUUUUUAGCCAGCUGAUCAACUCAAUUUUAAACAAUCCGGAUUGCCAAGAUAUCAUAAAGACUCCUAUUGGGUUGCUCCCUGCUGGAUCCCAGAACGCUACUUGCUGUGACUUGAAAGGCAAGGAUGUAUACCAAGCAUGCAGGAAUAUUGUUAGGAGACCUACCAUCCAGUCAGAUAUAAUGAAAAUUCAAUUUU
Molecule: messenger RNA, 875 nt
Organism: Moneuplotes crassus
Lineage: Eukaryota; Ciliophora; Spirotrichea; Euplotida; Euplotidae
Source: the annotation of a GenBank genome assembly